Salvia hispanica is the source of this 1104-nucleotide messenger RNA. Lineage: Eukaryota; Viridiplantae; Streptophyta; Magnoliopsida; Lamiales; Lamiaceae. The record is from RefSeq and is a predicted model, not a curated record.
UUAAUACUACUUCUCAAACCCUACAAUAGCGCCUCCCUCUCUCUCCCUAUAAUCGGCGUAAAUCAUCAAUCUGCCACAAGCACCGCCUCGCCGGAGCUCCGUCCGCCCUGCCUCGUCGUCCGUCCCUCCUGUCUCGCCGCCCGCCCCGCCUGCCUCCUUCCGCUCUCUCUGCCAAUCGACGCCGCCACGCCCACCGCCGGGUUUCCUUCCAUCCUGCUUAACUGUCUGUUUGGCCGGCUGCCUCCGGCUCUUCCGCUGCUGCUGCUGCCUACCUACGUCCCUUCCGCCGCACUUCCUCCGACCCUUCUGCCAGCCUCAAUAAUGUUCAGAAUAAAAUGCCUACGGAUUUAUGCACUCAACGCCCACUCUUUGGUGGCGCCGUCUCCUCCACCUUUCCGCUUCGCUUCCAGGACGUAAGCAACAUGCGCCAAGUUCCUGAUCAUCAGGAGGGUUUUGUGGAUCCAUCGCGCGACGAGAGCUUGAUAUUUGAGCUCCUCGACUUGAAGACAGAUGUGGCGGAUCACGGAAGUGCCACGUGGUUUCUUCAAGACCUGGCUAAUGAGCAAGAUGCUGAAGGAGCAACGGUGCUUGAACAAUCAUGUGUAUUUGAGGCUGAUGCACUACGAUUUAGAGACAGUCCUGCUGUUAUCACAACUGCAGUUGGUCAGAUGGCCAUAUCUAAAGGUAGACAGGGAAGAGAUGCACAAAACCUAGUUAAGGUUUAUCUAGCUAAUUUGCGCCUCAAGGAUGUCGGUACUGAUGUUCUGAUUACUGCAUAUGAGCCCGUGAUGAUAAACCCUUUGAGUGAGAGUGCUGCAACAGUCGGUGCCGGCUUAGCCGUGCCUGCUGCACAGUCCAGAUGCAUGCCGAUGGAGGAGGUCUUCAGAGGUGCUAUCUCUAGUUUCAAGGUGAAUGACUGGAGCCUUUUUGGUGCCGUGGCUUGAGCUAGGCAUCUUGCUUACGUUACGGUUUCCGCUGUUUGUCUUUUAUCUAGAAUCGUUGGCAUUUCGACUAUACAUGUGUGUCUUUACGAAGAAAAAGUAUCCAAGAUAAUAGUGUUAUACUAUAUAUUAAUCUUGAGUAAAGGUCAAAAUUGGUCCUGAA